CCUAUGGUUUUAAUUCAUCGGUCGAUAGAGAAAGGGGGAGAGAGAGUUCUGCAAGCGGAGAGAGGGAGAGUUCCAAAUUCCCUGCUCGCUCUAUUCUGCACCCGACCAUGUCGGCUUCCCCUUCUUUCCCGACUCCCGCAGAUACUCGUCCGAACAAAUGGAAGAAGAGAAAGACCGAAUCCAAUAUCAGAAACCCCACCAAAAAGCAGCAGCAGCAGAGGCUCCACCACGAUGAUGAAGACGAUGAUGAGGAAGAAGAAGACCCUGCCCUCGAAGAAGAGGACGAUGACAACGAGGACAACGAAGACUCCCCAGCCGCCGCCGGCCCUGCUGCGCCGAAUCUGGAGGCCGAGAUCCUCUCCGACAGCAGCACUCGCAUUUCCCGCUUUCCUCCCGUCAUCAAGCACACAAUCAAUCGCCUGCAUCCCUCCGUUCUCGCGCUUGCUGCGGCGGACCGCGCCGUUGCUGAUGGCAGAUCGAGGACGCCGCCACCUCACAAUGCUUUCUUUCUGGAGAACAUCUCUCAUGGCCAGAUUCAGGCCAUUUCGCUGGUCCCCUCCGGAAGUCCUGCUCUCGCCCCGGCAGAUCACGACAGGCCAGAUGGUCCUGCGCCCUCAUAUGUCUGCACACCUCCUGCUAUUAUGGAAGGGAAGGGCGUUGUGAAGCAUUUCGGGAGCCAGUGCCAGCAUGUCGUGCCGAUGCACUCCGAUUGGUUUUCUCCAACAUCAGUGCAUAGAUUGGAGAGGCAGGUUGUUCCGCAUUUUUUCUCUGGGAAGUCCAAUGAUUUUACACCGGAGAGAUACAUGGAGGUCCGGAAUCGGAUUGUUGCCAAAUACAUGGAGAACCCAGAUAAGAGGCUCACUGAUGCUGACUGCCAAAGCCUCAAUGUUGGCAUUGGUAUGCAUGAUUUAAGCAGGAUAGUACGUUUUCUCGAUAACUGGGGCAUCAUCAAUUACAUGGCCGAGCUGCAGCCUCGGCAUGGGAUUGGCGGGCCAAGUCUCCGAGAGGAUGUGAAUGGUGAGAUUCACGUCCCAUCUACCUCGUUAAAAUCUAUUGACAGCUUGAUUCGCUUUGACAAGCCAAAGAGUAGAUUGAAGCCAGAAGAGGUUUCUUCAUCAUCAUCUUCAAGUUCAGCUGUCAGAAUUUCUGAUUUGGAUAGUAGAAUUCGAGAACGGCUUGCUGAGAAUCGGUGUAAUUACUGCACCCGAGCUUUGACGCAUAUGUACUAUCAAUCGCAGAAGGCUGAUAUAAUGCUCUGUUCGGAUUGCUUCCAUGAUGGGAAAUUCGUUGCGGGCAACGCAAGUAUAGACUUUGCAAGGGUGAAUUCAGCGAGAGAUUUUUGUUAUCUUGAUGGGGACAGCUGGACUGAUCAGGAAACUCUGCUGCUGCUUGAAGCAUUGGAAAUUUUUGGUGACAAUUGGAAUGACAUUGCAGAACAUGUAGCCACCAAGUCAAAAGCACAGUGUAUCCUUCAAUUUAUUCGUCUGCCUAUGGAGGACGGCUUAUUGGACAAUAUUGAAUUUCCUAGCACAGCCCUCUCGUCUGAUAAUUCCAAAGAAGAUGAAUAUGGAAAAGCACAUUCAAACGUCAAUGGUGAAUCUGAAGAGGCUUGUCUGCAGGACCUUGACAAUGAAAGUAGACUUCCUUUUGCUAAAUCUGGAAAUCCGGUUAUGUCCCUGGUUGCCUUUUUGGCCUCUGCAGUGGGACCCAGAGUUGCUGCAGCCUGUGCGCAUGCAUCGUUAGCAGCACUCUCCAAGGAGGAUCACAAUUUGAUUGCUACAAAUACGAUCGUUCAAAUGGAAGGUUCUAGUCAUGGUGAUAGGUUGAAUGCUGAGAGCAUGCAUGCAGAAGGCAGGGAAAUGACAAGCUUGGGUCAUCAAGCAGAAGAAACUCUGGCAGCACAAGGAUCACAUGGUAAAAAUGAUGCCACUGCUACUCCUUUGUCUCCUGAAAGAGUAAGAGCAGCUGCCAAGUUUGGUCUAUCUGCUGCAGCAUCAAAGGCAAAAAUGUUUGCGGAUCAUGAAGAACGUGAAAUUCAGAGAUUGGUUGCGGCUAUCAUAAACCAUCAGCUAAAGAGACUGGAAUUGAAGCUGAAGCAGUUUGCGGAGGUGGAAACCUUGCUAAUGAAGGAAUGUGAACAGGUGGAGAGGACAAGACAGAGGCUUUCAGCUGAAAGAGCACGCAUGAUCUCAACCCGGUUCGGAUCGGCGGGAAGCACUGGUCAACCAGGUGCUGUGGCAGCAAACAGCAGCAACAGUAGUAACAUUAGACCACCAGUUGUCAUGCCAGGUCCAGCUGCACAGGCAAAUAUUCCACCAUACGGCAACAAUCAGCCAACCCAUCCUCACAUGUCAUUCAUGCCUCGCCAACCAAUGUUUGCUUUCGGGCCCCGCUUGCCCCUUUCCAUGAUCCAUCCAUCUUCAUCCUCUCCCUCUGCAACUGUUAUGUUCCCUUCUACUCCGGCCAAUGCCCCCGCUCAAAAUCAUCCAAUGUUGAGACCUGUAUCUGGGACUAACACCAACAUAGGUUGAGAAUUGGACAGCAGUGUCUCAUGCAGAGUUGUAUGAUUAAUCGUUUUCAAUAUCAUUCGGUACAUGUGUAGUUGAGAUAUCAGUUGAAUGUAUCAAGUUGGCAGCAUGCUAAUGUGAUGCAGAGAGAUUCUUCUGCA
This is a messenger RNA of Magnolia sinica, 2668 nucleotides long. RefSeq names its product SWI/SNF complex subunit SWI3C homolog. Bases 108 to 2531 code for a protein of 807 amino acids. The transcript is spliced from 9 exons. Gene Ontology annotation, molecular function: protein binding. Lineage: Eukaryota; Viridiplantae; Streptophyta; Magnoliopsida; Magnoliales; Magnoliaceae. The record is from RefSeq and is a predicted model, not a curated record.